CCGGGGCGCGGGCGCCACUGCAGCAGCUCCGGCUGCCGGCUGCCAGCCCGGCGCUCUCCAGCCCGCCUUCCGCCCGCUCUCCUCCCUCACGCAUCCUUCCAAUUCUCCUUUUCCUCCUCCCCUUUUCGUUGACCCCUUCUCUUUUCUGCUGUCGCCUGGGGUGCUCCCCCAGCGGAGCGGAGAUUACAGAGUGGUCGGGAUGCCCCAACUCUCCGGGGCAGGCGGCGGCGGUGGGGGGGACCCGGAACUCUGCGCCACGGACGAGAUGAUCCCCUUCAAAGACGAGGGCGAUCCCCAGAAGGAGAAGAUUUUCGCCGAGAUCAGUCACCCUGAAGAGGAAGGUGACUUAGCCGACAUCAAGUCUUCCUUGGUUAACGAGUCCGAAAUCAUCCCGGCGAGCAACGGACACGAGGUGGCCAGACAAGCACAAACCUCUCAGGACUCCUACCACGACAAGGCCAGAGAACACCCUGAUGACGGAAAGCAUCCAGAUGGAGGACUCUACAACAAGGGACCCUCUUACUCAACUUAUUCCGGGUACAUAAUGAUGCCAAAUAUGAAUAAUGACCCAUACAUGUCAAAUGGAUCUCUUUCUCCACCCAUCCCGAGAACAUCAAAUAAAGUGCCCGUGGUGCAGCCAUCCCACGCCGUCCAUCCUCUCACCCCCCUCAUCACUUACAGCGACGAGCACUUUUCUCCAGGAUCACACCCGUCACACCUCCCAUCGGAUGUCAGCUCCAAACAAGGCAUGUCCAGACAUCCUCCAGCUCCCGAGAUCCCUACCUUUUAUCCCCUGUCUCCGGGUGGUGUUGGACAGAUUACCCCACCUCUUGGCUGGUUUUCUCAUCAUAUGAUUCCCGGUCCUCCUGGUCCCCACACAACUGGCAUCCCACAUCCAGCUAUCGUAACGCCUCAGGUCAAACAGGAACACCCGCACACUGACAGCGACCUAAUGCACGUGAAGCCUCAGCAUGAACAGAGAAAGGAGCAGGAGCCGAAAAGACCUCACAUUAAGAAGCCUCUGAAUGCUUUCAUGUUAUACAUGAAAGAAAUGAGAGCGAAUGUCGUAGCUGAGUGCACUCUAAAGGAAAGCGCAGCUAUCAACCAGAUUCUAGGCAGAAGGUGGCAUGCCCUCUCUCGCGAAGAGCAGGCUAAAUAUUAUGAAUUAGCACGGAAGGAAAGACAGCUACAUAUGCAGCUCUAUCCAGGCUGGUCUGCAAGAGACAAUUAUGGUAAGAAAAAGAAGAGGAAGAGAGAGAAACUACAGGAAUCUACAUCAGGUGGAAAACGAAGCUCCUUCCCAACGUGCAAAGCCAAGGCAGCGACCCCGGGACCUCUCCUGGAGAUGGAAGCUUGUUGACCACCCAGACUGUCUCCACGGCUUGCCCAGUCGACCCCAAAGGAGAAAUGACACCAACUUCACCCUGAGGUCACUGCUAGAGACGCUGAUCCAUAAAGACAAUCACUGCCAAACCCCCUUUCAUCUACUGCGAGAGCCAAGUUCCACAAUAAAAAGCAUACAAGGUUUUUCAAAAGAAAAAAAAGCACAUGAGAAUGCUAGCGGGCCCUGGGUCAGCUGAGCAGCUUUCCUCCCCCGUCUCCGCCAUGCACUUCCCAGAGCAUCCCGCCUCCAUACCUGUAACCUCCUGGCAAGGACAGUAACUUGGGCCGCUCUUGCCUGCCCCGAGCACCGGGAGCGGCCGCGGCACAGCCGUCAGCGUCCUGGGGGGAACUUGUGGAAGAGUUCCCUCUUUGUUUCUGGCUUCGUGUUUGUUUCUCUUUUCCUCAAGCUUUUAUUUAACAGUGCAAAAGGAUCGAUCUUGUUUGCUUCUUUUUUUUUUUUAAACUUGAAUUUUUUUAAUUUACACUUUUUAGUUUUAAUCUUCUUGUAUAUUUUGCUAGCGAUGAGCUUUUUAAGUAAAAUCGAAAGAUCUGGAAGAGUUUGAAAUAAAAACGAAAUGAAAAGAAGCCUUCUUCUUUUGAGGGCUAUCUUGUCCGCUAAGGGGCUUCUCCGUGAAUUGCCUGUCAUAAUAGUGGCCUGUCUUUGUCAGGUGUCCGAUAGAGCUAAGUAAACCUAACAGUCCACUGUGUGGGUGGCAGUUGGCAGUCCUCUUUCAUUUUAUUUUUCUUAUGAUCUCUUCUCUUUUUUUAAAAUGGUAAACCUUAACAGAUACCUUUCAGCAGACCAGUUUGCAGUGAAUUUUCAUUUCUUUCCUUCUCACCCUCUUGUAAAAAGCCCAGCACUUGAAUUGUUAUUACUUUAAAUGUUCUGUAUUUGUAUCUGUUUUUAUUAGCCAAUUAGUGGAAUUUUAAGCCAGUUGUUAAAAUGAGCAUUGAUGUACCCAUUUUUUUUUAAACAGCAAGGCACAGCCUUUGCCCAAAACUGUCAUCUAACGUUUGUCAUUCCAGUUUGAGUUAA
This is a messenger RNA of Balaenoptera acutorostrata (minke whale), 2419 nucleotides long. It is a transcript of the gene LEF1, whose product is annotated as lymphoid enhancer binding factor 1. The transcript has 10 exons. The record is from RefSeq and is a predicted model, not a curated record. Gene Ontology annotation, biological process: canonical Wnt signaling pathway; regulation of transcription by RNA polymerase II. The coding region runs from base 200 to 1360 and encodes 386 amino acids. Gene Ontology annotation, molecular function: RNA polymerase II cis-regulatory region sequence-specific DNA binding; DNA-binding transcription factor activity, RNA polymerase II-specific. Lineage: Eukaryota; Metazoa; Chordata; Mammalia; Artiodactyla; Balaenopteridae. Gene Ontology annotation, cellular component: beta-catenin-TCF complex.